AAAGUAUUGCAAUGAGAAUGAAAACAAAAUAGCAAAUGCAAAUAUAUUAAAUUAUUAAGUGUUUUUCCUAAAAAAUAAACAAUUUUAAUAUAAUUUUUACACAGAAUGUCCCUACCACCAGCUUUACUCAAGCGUUUGGCUUCCCGAGGUCUCGUUAAGGGAUCAAUUUCCGAUGAUUCAGCUCUGAAUGAAACAAAAGCAGAUGAAGUUCUCGAAAAUGAAGAAAUCAUUGCAGAAGACUACGAUGAAAUAGACAUUGAGUACCCCUCACAAUUUGAUUCAUACGAACCCGAGAGGAGAAUCGAAGAGAAUUUCUGGAUCGAGCGAAUGAAACUACGCAUAGGCGAUGGAAAUCUCUCGGGCUACAAAGGCUGUCCAAACAAAUACAAUAUUUAUCACAAAUGUAAUCUCUAUUGUGUUACCCGCUGGGGAACCGGAGUUUUAGAACCUGAAAAAGAGUACUUGAAGCGAAAAGCUCGACUGAGUAGAAAAUACCCACUUCCUAAGGGUUGGAAAGAAAUCUACGAUCCUGGAUGUGGAUGUUUUUAUUACUGGAAUACUGCAAACAAUAAUGUUUCUUGGCUACCACCGACUCAUCCAAAGGCCUGUGUAACCAAAAGCGCGGCUAUGUUCAGGCGACAACUCGAAGAACUAGUUCCGCUCGAAAGCGAUGAAGCUGCGGACGAUAAAAGCGACAGCGAAAACGGCUCCCGAUCAGCAGACCAAAAUGAAACUAAUGUCUCGCCAUCAUCGCAGCCACCGUUUUCAUCUAAAGUUCCACUAGGUGAACGCUCCAAAAGUGAAUUAAGAACUCAUCUAAUGGGUCCGAAAAAGCACCGUAACCGUGAUCUGGAUAAGAUGAUUCGGCAAAAAGAGAUUAAACGCUAUCGCGACAAAAUGUUAAGAAAAGAUAGCGCCCGUGAGUCACAACAUAAAGUAGAAUUGUCAAAGCAACUCAGAGAUUAUGUCGAUAAAGGAAACGCAAGCCAAUAAAUAAUAUAAAAACACCUUGAAAAACUAAUCACUAGGAAUUAAAAGAACAUUUCUUAAUUUCAGAACAAGUUUAAUAAAAUAUAUAUAUUAUAUAGGCGUUUUAAUUAA
Molecule: messenger RNA, 1101 nt
Organism: Eupeodes corollae
Lineage: Eukaryota; Metazoa; Arthropoda; Insecta; Diptera; Syrphidae
Gene: PQBP1
Exons: 2
Coding region: 106-993 (295 amino acids)
Molecular function (GO): protein binding
Source: RefSeq, a predicted model, not a curated record